This is a messenger RNA of Sphaeroforma arctica JP610, 495 nucleotides long. RefSeq lists its product as hypothetical. NCBI's taxonomy places the organism in Eukaryota, Ichthyosporea, Ichthyophonida. Bases 1 to 495 code for a protein of 164 amino acids. Gene Ontology annotation, molecular function: palmitoyltransferase activity. The transcript is spliced from 3 exons. The record is from RefSeq and is a predicted model, not a curated record.
AUGGAUCACCAUUGUCCGUGGAUAAAUAACUGUGUGGGCCACUACAACCACCAGUAUUUUGAGCUGUUUGUUUCGUAUACCUUUCUGGGGGUAUCGUACUUCAACUUACUGAUGUACUGUCCGUUCUUGGCUGCGAUCUACAAUACUGACCCUGCGAUCACCAGAGAGUACCGUGGAUGGAUAGUUGCCGUUGGGUCUAUCAGUUUUACAUGUGGUGUGGCACUACUUGCGUUCUUUGUGUGGAAUCUAUAUCUCGUCAGCUCCGCACAGACCACCAUAGAAGUGGCUAUAAACAGCGCGGAAGAGAUUAAAGUACAUCCCUAUGAUUUUGGGAGGGCCCAAAACAUCAGGAACUUCUUUGGCGGUCGAAACUGGCAGGAUGUAAUGUGUCUCAUACUCAUUCCUCAAGUGCGAACGCCCCAGGGUGACGGGGUCACGUGGGAUGUGCGGCAGGAGUGUGUGGGCAUGAUGGAUGACUACGAAGACAUGGUCUAG